AUGCCAAGCGGAUCAUCGACGACUACUAGUAACAGACCAGUCUCCUCUACCAUCAAAUCUUCAACUACUCCAAGAGUUACCACAUCCUCACAUCCAUUGUCUAGCACGAGUCUCGGUUUCUCCUUUACCAGACCAACAUCACUUGACUCCCUCGCCUUGAGUUACUACACUCAGAUCACCUCAGGCAUCAGUUACAACAGCCAAGGCACAAUUGUCGGUCAUCUCAAACAAGCCACGCUCACUUCAUCUGUACCAGCUGUGACUGCAGAUCCGAUGGAUCGUUCCGCUCAGCCGUCUUUGCAGUCUCAGCUGCAGAGUGCCGGACUACCUUCUUUCGAUGCGACAGUUUCAGAUGUCACAGCGGCGAUGGAUAGUGCUCUGAUGGGCAAUGUCUCCACGGGCGAUACUGGUGUGUUUGGGGAUCCAGAUGAUUCUGAUUCCGAUCCCAAUCUGAACCAGACCCUUUCGCGCCAUCGCUUUGCUAAGCGUGACUGGCUCGAUGACCUUUCGAAUGGUUUCGACACAGUCGUCUGUAAUGACAUUGUUACUUCGUUGUCCGAGACCGUCGAAGGUGUUUGUGGUAUCAAGGCUGGUGCGGAGGCAGUUUACUGUCUUGCUACCGGUUGUUACAAAACAGCUGCUCCACCUGCUCAGUAUACUUUCGACAACACGUACAGUCUCAAUCUACCAUCAUUCCACGGCAAUGGUCAUGUAUACCAAGACGCUACAAGCACUCUGGUAUGUAACGACUGUGGCAUGUCUGUCUCGAAUCUGAGAAUCAAAGGAACGAUUGUCAUCGAUCUCCAAUCUGGAAAACUCCUACCUUCUGAGAUGACGCUUAGUCAGGACUCGGUUCAAAGAUUUGACAUGGCUGUCUACACUACUGGUGCAGCUAGCGGAUCUUGGUCAUACGUCAUGUCCACAUACACCCUACAGUCGAUCACUGCAACUGGUGUGUUCACCAUCUCGUAA
Molecule: messenger RNA, 972 nt
Organism: Aureobasidium uvarum
Lineage: Eukaryota; Fungi; Ascomycota; Dothideomycetes; Dothideales; Saccotheciaceae
Source: the annotation of a GenBank genome assembly